AUGGGAUCCCUGUGGAGCUGGUGGGCCCUCUGGGCCGGAGCGACUCUCCUGUGGGCUCGGCUCUCCGCAGCAGAGACUUCCUGCCAAGGCAUGCGGUGUACAUCUGGACAGCGCUGCCAGAUGGUGAGUGGAAAGGCCAGCUGUGUGGCAGAGUCCACAGCUGUCUGCCGUGCCCAGGGUGAUCCCCACUACACCACCUUCGAUGGCCGCCGCUAUGACAUGAUGGGCACCUGCUCCUACACCAUGGCUGAGCUGACUGGAGAGGACAUGAGCCUGCCGGCCUUCAGUGUGGAGGCGAAGAAUGAGCACCGGGGCAGCCUCGUAGUCUCCUACGUGGGCUUGGUCACCGUCUACGCCUACAGCCACUCUGUGUCACUGAUUCGAGGAGAAAUUGGCUUCGCCCGGAUUGACAAUCAGCGCUCCCGCCUGCCCGCCUCCCUGAGUGAUGGUCAGCUGCGUGUGUACCAGAGUGGAACACAAGGCGUGAUCGAGCUGGACUUUGGGCUGGUGGUCACCUAUAACUGGGAUAGCCAGCUGACAGUGAGCCUGCCCACACGCUUCCAAAACCAGGUGUGGGGGCUGUGUGGCAACUAUAAUGGAGACCCUGCUGACGACUUCCUCACACCUGAUGGGGUACAGGCUCCAGAUGCCUUGGAAUUUGCAAAUAGCUGGAAGCUGGAUGACGGGGACUACCUGUGUGAUGAUGGCUGCCACGGCGAUUGUCCCACCUGCACUGCAGGCCAGACCCAGCACUAUGAGGGAGACCGGCUCUGUGGUAUGCUGACUCUGUCCACAGGCCCCUUCUCUGCCUGCCAUGAAUUCCUGGACCCUAAGCCUUUCCUGGAGGACUGUGUGUUUGACUUGUGUGUGACUGGAGGGGAGCGCCUCAGCCUGUGUCGGAGCCUUGCCGCCUAUGCCCAGGCCUGUGCGGAACUGGGCGUCUCUGAUGGGAACUGGAGGUCACACGCCGGCUGCCCCCUGUCCUGCCCAGCCAACAGCCGCUAUGAUACUUGCAGCCCUGCCUGCCCAGCCUCCUGCAACUCAGAAGCUGUACCGACCAACUGCUCUGGGCGCCCUUGUGUGGAGGGCUGCGUGUGCCUUCCAGGCUUUGUGGCCAGUGGUGGCGAGUGUGUACCCGAGUCAUCCUGUGGCUGCAUCUACCAGGGCCGCCCCCUGGCCCCAGGUCAGGAAGUUUUUGCUGAUGACCUAUGUCGGCAACGCUGCACCUGUGAUGCAGCCACCCAAAAGGUGAUUUGCAAAGACACAUCAGGAUGUCCUUCUGGUGAGCGCUGCCGUGUGCUGAACGGCCUCCUGGGUUGCUAUCCCGACAACUUCGCCAGCUGCGAGGCGUCCGGAGACCCGCACUACGUGAGCUUUGAUGGAAAGCGCUUUGACUUUAUGGGUACCUGCGCAUACCUGCUGGUGGGCUCAUGCGGCCAGGAUGCUGCACUGCCCGAGUUUAAGGUGCUGGUGGAAAAUGAACAUCGAGGCAGCCAGACCGUGAGCUACACCAGAGCUGUGCGGGUGGUGGCCCGCGGUGUAGAGGUGGCCGUGCGCAGAGAGUACCCAGCAAGAGUGAUGGUGGACGGCAUCCUUCAGUACUUGCCCUUCCAGGCUGCAGACGGGCAAGUUGAGGUGUUCCGCCAGGGCAACGAUGCUGUUAUACGCACAGACUUUGGCUUGACCGUUACCUACAAUUGGGAUGCUCGUGUGACUGCCAAGGUGCCCAGCAGCUACGCCAAGGCUGUGUGUGGGCUCUGUGGGAACUUCAAUGGGGACCCAGAUGAUGAUCUGGCUCUGAAGGACGGAGGCCAAGCCAACAGCACUCUGGACUUUGGAAAUAGCUGGCAGGAGGAGAUAAUCCCUGGGUGUGGAGCAACUAACCCUGGUGACUGUUCCCAACUGGAUUCACUUGUGGCCCAGCAACAACAAAGCAAAAAGGAAUGUGGGAUCCUUACUGAUUCUGCGGGUCCCUUCAGGGAGUGUCACAAGUUGCUGAACCCCCAGGGUGCGCUACGUGACUGUGUCUAUGACCUCUGCCUGCUGCCCGGUCAGUCUAAGCCACUGUGUGAUGCUCUGGCUGCGUAUGCUGCUGCAUGCCAGGCUGCUGGGGGCACUGUGCAUCCCUGGAGGAGCGAGGAACUUUGCCCACCGACCUGCCCACCUAACAGUCACUAUGAGCAAUGUUCCUAUGGAUGCCCAAUAUCCUGUGGAGACCUGAAAGUGUCCCAAGGCUGUGGCUCAGAAUGCCAAGAGAGCUGUGUUUGUGAUGAUGGCUUUGCCCUCAGUGGUGAGUCUUGUGUGCCUCUGGCCUCCUGCGGCUGUGUACACCAGGGCACCUACUACCCACCAGGAGAAACUUUCUACCCUGGACCUGGAUGCGACUCUCUUUGCCACUGCCACGAAGGUGGACUGCUUUCUUGUGAGCCCUCAUCCUGUGGCUCACAUGAGACUUGCCAGCCGUCCAACGGAGUCCUGGGCUGUGUGCCUGCGGGCACUACCACCUGCCAGGCAUCAGGAGAUCCUCAUUACGUCACCUAUGAUGGCCAACGCUUUGACUUCAUGGGUACCUGUGUGUAUGUGCUAACACAAACUUGUGGAACCCUGCCCGGCCUAAACCAGUUCACUGUCCUGCAGGAGAAUGCGCCCUGGGGCAAUGGAGAUGCUAGUGCCACUAAGGCGAUCACGGUCCUGGUGGCUAACCACACCCUGCGACUGGAGCAGAGUCAGUGGAAGGUCCAGGUGAACGGUGUGGACAUGAAACUACCAGUGGAUCUGGAUGGGGGCAAGAUCCGUGUCUCCCAGCACGGGUAUGAUGUUGUGAUUGAAACUGAUUUUGGCCUGCGUGUGGUCUAUGACCUCAUGUACUAUGUACAGGUCACUAUCCCAGCCAGCUACUACCAGCAGAUGUGUGGUCUGUGUGGAGACUACAACGGGGACCCCAAGGAUGACUUCCAGAAGCCAAAUGGCUCACUGGCAUCCGACCCCACUGACUUCGGGAACUCCUGGGAGGAAGUUGUACCUGACUCCCCCUGUGCGCCAGCAACUCCUCCCUGCACAGGGGAUGGCUGUGGCACUGACUGUAGCCCUGAGUUGGAGGAUAAGUAUUAUGGGGUGGAGUUCUGCGGGCUGCUCACCAACACCUCGGGGCCACUGGCUGCCUGCCACAAGCUGAUAGACCCCAAGGGUCUCUUGGAAGACUGUGUCUUUGAUCUCUGCCAGAGUGAGGGGAACCUGAGCAUUCUCUGCAACAACAUCCAUGCCUAUGUGAGUGCCUGCCAGGCAGCUGGAGGGCAAGUGGAGCCGUGGAGGACUGAAACUUUCUGUCCGUUGGAGUGCCCCCCUCACAGCCACUAUGAGGUCUGUGCAGACACCUGCUCCCUGGGCUGCUGGGCUCUCAGUGCUCCGCCCAAGUGCCCAGAAGUGUGUGCUGAGGGCUGUGAAUGUGACUCCGGCUUCCUGUACAAUGGAAAAGCCUGUGUGCCCGUCCAGGAAUGUGGCUGCUACCACAAUGGGGUCUACUAUGAGCCAGAGGAGUCGGUUCUCAUUGAAAGUUGCCAGCAGCAGUGUGUGUGCCAUUCAGGAGAAGGCAUGGUGUGCAAGAAUCACAGCUGCAAUCCAGGACAGGUGUGCGAGCCCUCCGGAGGCAUCCUGACCUGCGUCACCAAAGACCCAUGCCACAAUGUCACUUGCCGGCCUCAGGAGACCUGCAAGGAUCAAGGUGGUCAGGCCGUGUGUGUGCCCAACUAUAAUUCCACAUGUUGGCUGUGGGGUGACCCUCACUACCACUCCUUCGAUGGCUGGAACUUUGACUUCAUGGGCACCUGCAGCUACCUGCUGGCAGGAACUGCCUGUCCUGGGGUCAGUGCCGAGGGCCUGACUCCCUUCACUGUCACCACCAAGAAUGAGAACCGGGGCAACCCGGCUGUGUCCUAUGUGAGACUGGUCACUGUGAGCGCCUACAACACCAACAUCACCAUCCACAAGAACGAGAUUGGAAAAGUCCGGGUGAAUGGAGUUUUGAUGGCCUUGCCUGUCUACCUGGCUGGUGGACGGAUUUCAGUGGUCCACGGGGGCUUCAAGGCUAUUCUGGUGACAGACUUCGGGCUUCAGGUCACCUAUGACUGGAACAUGAGGGUAGAGGUCACACUGCCCAGUAGCUACCAUGAUGCAGUGUGUGGGCUCUGUGGAAACAUGGACAAAAACCCCCAAAAUGACCAAGUCUUCCCUAACGGCACAACGGCACCCUCGAUACCCACCUGGGGUGGCAGCUGGCAGAUUCCAGGGUGGGACCCUCUUUGCUGGAAUGAAUGUCAGGGUUCCUGUCCAGUGUGCCCAGAGAACAAACUGGAGGAGUAUGAGGGCCCUGGCUACUGUGGACCUCUGGCUCCUGGUGCAGGGGGCCCCUUUGCCAGCUGCCAUGCCCAUGUGCCUCCUGAGAACUUCUUCAAGGGCUGCGUGCUGGAUGUCUGCAUGGGCGGUGGCAUCAAAGACAUUCUAUGCCAGUCCCUGGCUGCCUAUGCUGCUGCCUGCCAGGCUGCUGGCAUCCAAAUCACAGACUGGAGGACUCAGGCUGGCUGUGAGAUGUCCUGCCCUGACAACAGCCACUACGAGCUCUGUGGCCCACCCUGCCCAGCCAGCUGCCCGGCCCCUGCACGCCACACAACCCCAGCUGCAUGUGACGGGCCCUGUGUGGAGGGGUGCCAGUGUGACCAGGGCUUCGUGCUGAGUGCUGGGCAGUGCGUUCCCCUGGACAGUGGCUGUGGCUGCUGGGUCAAUGGCACAUACCAUGAAGCGGGCACCGAGUUUUGGACUGAUGCCAGCUGCUCUGAGAGGUGUCGCUGUGGACCUGGAAGUGAAUCCCUGAAUUGCACGUCUGCCAGCUGUGGGCUGGGUGAGGAGUGUGCCUUGUUGCCCUCCGGCCAGCUCGGCUGCCAACCAGCAAGCAUAGCUGAGUGCCAAGCCUGGGGCGAUCCCCAUUACAUCACCCUCGAUGGGCACCGAUUUGACUUCCAAGGCACCUGCGAGUACCUGCUGAGCGCACCCUGUGAAACGCCACCCGCAGGGACUGAAUACUUCAAUGUCACUGUGGUCAAUGAGCACAGGGGCAGCCAGGCGGUCAGCUACACACGCAGUGUCACUCUGAAUAUCUACGGCCUCAGCCUGACCCUUAGUGCCAGCUGGCCAAGGCAGCUACAGGUGAACGGAGAGUUUGUUGCUCUGCCCUUCUACCUGGACAAGCGACUGAGCAUUUACCUAAGUGGAGCAGACGUAGUAGUGAAAACCACAGCAGGGCUCUCCCUGACUUUUGAUGGCAACAGUUUUGUGCGCCUGCACGUGCCUGCAGCCUACGCAGGCGCCCUCUGUGGCUUGUGCGGGAACUACAACAAAAAUUCCAGUGAUGACCUGACAGCUGUAGAUGGAAAACCUGAGGGCUGGAAGGUGGGCGGAGCCCCAGGCUGUGAUGAUCAAUGCCAGUCUGAGCCUUGCCCAGAGACCUGCACACCUAAGGAACAGGAAUCCUUCAGUGGCCCCAACGCGUGCGGCAUCAUCUCAGACCCCGCAGGUCCACUAGCACCCUGCCACAGCCUCGUGCCACCCACGCAGUACUUCGAGGCUUGCUUGCUGGAUGCCUGUCAAGCUGGGGGCCAUUCAGGAGGUCUCUGUCCUGCCGUGGCCGCCUAUGUGGCAGCUUGUCAGGCUGUUGGAGCCCAACUUGGAGAGUGGAGGAAGCAAGACUUCUGUCCCCUCCAGUGUCCUGCCAACAGUCACUACCAGCUCUGUGGUGACUCCUGCCCUGUGAGCUGCCCAAGCCUCUUGGCCCCAGAGGGUUGUGAAACCACCUGCCGGGAGGGAUGUGCCUGUGAUUCUGGCUUUGUGCUCAGUGGUGACACCUGUGUGCCCGUGGGCCAGUGUGGCUGUCUCUACAAUGGACGCUACUACCAGCUGGGUGCCACAUUCUACCCAGGCUCUGAGUGUGAGCAGCUCUGUGAGUGUGGGGCAGAUGGGCAGGUCACCUGCAAGGAAGGCUCAGACUGCAAGCCCUAUGAGGAGUGCCGGAUAGAGAACGGUGUUCAGGCCUGCUAUCCCUCUGGUUGUGGCCACUGCCUGGCCAAUGGGGGCAUCCAUUACGUCACUCUUGAUGGACGGGUGUAUGAUCUUCAUGGCUCUUGCUCCUAUGUCUUGGCCAGUGUCUGUGACCCGAAACCUGGAGAUGAGGAGUUCUCCAUUGUGCUUGAGAAGAACUUGGCAGGUGAACCCCAGCGAGUGGUGGUUACCGUGGCAGGCCAUGUUGUGGCCCUGGCUCAUGGCCCACAGGUGACAGUGGAUGAUGAAGCUGUGGUCCUACCCAUGACUGUAGACCAUGUGACCGUGACUGCUGAAGGCCGGAAUAUGAUUCUGCAGACCAACAAUGGGCUGAAGGUUCUGUUCGACGGCGAUGCCCAUGUCCUCAUGUCCAUCCCUAGUUCCUUCCGUGGACAUAUCUGUGGCCUCUGUGGGAACUUCAAUGGGAACUGGAGUGACGACUUUGUGUUGCCCAAUGGAGACUUAGCCCCCAGUGCUGAGGCCUUUGGAGAAGCCUGGCGAGCUCCUGGCUCCUCCUUGGACUGUGGUGAGGGCUGUGGGGACCAAGGCUGCCCUGUGUGCUUGGCAGAGGAGACAAAAGAAUAUGAGAAAAACGAAGCCUGUGGGAAGAUGCAGGACGCCAAAGGCCCCUUCGCGGCCUGCCACCAGGUUCUGAGUCCCUUGGAAUACUUCCGCCAAUGUGUGUAUGACCUGUGUGCCAAUAAGGGCAACAAAACAUACCUCUGUCAAAGCCUGGCAGCCUAUACCGCAGCCUGUCAGGCAGCUGGUGCAACCGUGCAGCCCUGGAGGACAGAAGACUUCUGCCCUCUCCAGUGUCCUGCCCACAGCCACUACUCUGUCUGCACAAGCUCCUGCCAGGGCUCCUGCGCUGCUCUCGCUGGCCUCACCCAAUGCAGCACUCGCUGCUUUGAAGGAUGUGAGUGUGACGAUCACUUCCUGCUCUCCCAGGGUGUGUGCGUUCCUGCCCAACAAUGCGGCUGCACCUACAAUGGCCACUAUAUGCCGGUGAACUCCUCACUGUUGACCUCAGACUGCAGCCAGCUCUGUUGUUGCUCCGCAAGCACCGGCCUGUCAUGCCAUCCAACCAGCUGCCCAUCUGGCCAAGUCUGUAAGCUCCAAGACGGAGUCCGGAGCUGCCAGCCUGCCCAAGGUGUUUGCUCCAUCACUGUGGGGGCCAACCUCACCACCUUCGAUGGGGCUCACAAUGCCAUCAGCUCCCCUGGUGUCUAUGAGCUUUCUUCUCGCUGCCCGGGAAUCCAGAAGCCUGUGCCCUGGUACCGUGUGGUUGCUGAUGUGCAGUCUUGCGAUGGCAAUGACAAGAUCGUGGACAAAGUCCACAUCUUCUUCGAGGAUGGACUUGUGACUGUGACCCGAAACAACGGUGUCUGGGUGAACGGUCUCCGAGUGGAUCUCCCAGCUAGCGUGCUAACAUCUGUGUCUGUGAAGAGGCUUCCUGAUGGCUCCAUGUUGGUCCACCAGGAGGGAGGGGUCCAGGUCCAGCUUGGAAUAGAUGGGCAUCUGGAUGUGAUGGUCGGUGAUGACCAUGCGGGCAUCCUGUGUGGGGCCUGUGGAAACUUCGAUGGGGACCAGACCAAUGAUAAGUUUGGCUCUCAGGAGAACACAUCAAUGGAGAAAUGGGAAGCACAGGACUUCUCCCCAUGUUCCAGCUGAUCAGUCAGCACUGGCAAUGGACACUUCAAGAGCUGCAUCUUCCAGAAGCUACAGUGAUUGAAGGAUGCCCUGUGUCCCUUCCUUCCCUGUCCCUCCCCCUUGCUGAGCCACUGAGGCCACAUCUGAAAGCAUUGAGUAAAUGU
Messenger RNA from Chionomys nivalis (European snow vole), 7901 nucleotides. Its product is annotated as IgGFc-binding protein-like. The record is from RefSeq and is a predicted model, not a curated record. The coding region runs from base 1 to 7758 and encodes 2585 amino acids. NCBI's taxonomy places the organism in Eukaryota, Metazoa, Chordata, Mammalia, Rodentia, Cricetidae. The transcript has 19 exons. Gene Ontology annotation, molecular function: protein binding.